Molecule: messenger RNA, 584 nt
Organism: Hibiscus syriacus
Lineage: Eukaryota; Viridiplantae; Streptophyta; Magnoliopsida; Malvales; Malvaceae
Product: histone H4
Exons: 1
Coding region: 48-359 (103 amino acids)
Biological process (GO): nucleosome assembly
Cellular component (GO): nucleosome
Molecular function (GO): protein heterodimerization activity; structural constituent of chromatin; DNA binding
Source: RefSeq, a predicted model, not a curated record
AAUUUUCUAAAUCUUCAAACUCUCUUUUUUCUAGCACGAUCUCAAGGAUGUCAGGAAGAGGAAAGGGAGGUAAGGGACUGGGCAAGGGCGGUGCGAAGCGCCACCGUAAGGUCCUCCGCGAUAACAUUCAGGGAAUCACGAAGCCGGCGAUUCGGCGUCUUGCUCGUAGGGGAGGAGUCAAGCGUAUCAGUGGCCUAAUCUACGAGGAAACUCGGGGAGUCCUGAAGAUUUUCUUGGAGAACGUGAUUCGCGAUGCCGUGACCUAUACAGAGCACGCCAGGAGAAAAACUGUGACUGCCAUGGAUGUUGUUUACGCACUGAAGAGGCAGGGAAGGACUCUGUAUGGAUUCGGUGGAUAGAUGGUUUUAGACUUUAGGGUUGUAAAAGUUGGUGUCGGUGGGGAUUUGAAGUCUUGCGGUCAAGAAUGUUUGAGCUUGGUUAAAGAAUUAGGGUUUGUAAUUAGAGAUUUUCAUUGGAUUAUCAGGAAUUAUGAAUUGGGUUUUGUUGGUUUCAUCUAUGAUUUGUAAUCCGUGACCUCGAUUGCAAAUUUUAAUGAACUUGAAUUUGAAUUAUUUUGCUUUUAA